This is a messenger RNA of Saprolegnia parasitica CBS 223.65, 1644 nucleotides long. RefSeq names its product sodium/hydrogen exchanger 3. Gene Ontology annotation, biological process: regulation of pH; proton transmembrane transport; sodium ion transport. Lineage: Eukaryota; Oomycota; Saprolegniomycetes; Saprolegniales; Saprolegniaceae. The coding region runs from base 1 to 1581 and encodes 526 amino acids. The transcript is spliced from 2 exons. The record is from RefSeq and is a predicted model, not a curated record. Gene Ontology annotation, molecular function: sodium:proton antiporter activity. Gene Ontology annotation, cellular component: membrane.
AUGGAAGUCCUACUCCUCUCGUUUCUUCUGAUCCUUGUCAUCGGCUCCUUCUUCCUCGAAGGAACCUCGCAAACGUUCAUCUCGCAGAGCGGGAUCGCGCUCCUAUUUGGCGUCUUCGCCGGCGGCUGCCUCGUCCACCUCAACUUCAACAACAACGUCUUCUUUGAAGUGCUGCUGCCGCCCAUCAUCUACGAAGCCGGCUUCUCGGUCAAGCGCGUCCACUUCUUCUCGAACCUCGGCGCAAUCAUGUCGACCGCGAUCGUGGGCACGCUCAUCGCGACCGGCGUCACGGGCGGCGCCAUCUACGUCGGCGGCCUCUACGGCGUCAUCACGCCUCUGAGCUGGAUCGAGUCGUUCCUCUUUGGCGCGCUCAUCUCGGCGGUCGACCCCGUCGCGACGCUCGCGUGCUUUGAGAAGCUCAACGCGCCGCCGCUCCUCUUUAACAUUGUCUUUGGCGAGAGCCUCCUAAACGAUGCGGUCGUCAUUGCUUUGUACCAAACGCUCUCCAAGUGGAAGCCGGACGCGACCUUCUCGGCUUCGGGCCUUGGCUCGGUGCUUGGCUCGACGCUCGCGAUGCUUGGCGGGUCGCUUGUCGUGAGCGCCGCCAUUACGCUCGCCGGAGCGUUCCUCAUGAACCGCGACCUCUUUAGCCGACUGCACCUCUUCCCCGCGUACGAGAUCUCGCUCUGCUUGAUCUUUAGCUUGCUCACGUACUAUGCGGCCGAGAGCCUCCACCUCUCGGGGAUUGUCGCGCUCUUCUUUUCGGGGAUUCUCACGGCGCACUACCACUUCCACACGCUGUCGCUGCCCGGCCAGCAGUCGUUCCGGCACCUCCUCCACACGUUUGCGUUUGUCUGCGAGACCUUGGUCUUUGUCUUUAUGGGCACGUCGCUUGUGUUUGUCUUUGCCGGGCACACGGACGACGGGAUGACGUGGCAUGACAUUGACUGGACGUUCAUCGGCUUCACACUGGGCUUUCUGCUCCUAAGUCGGCUCCUCAACAUCGUACCGCUCCUCGCGGUCUCGAACCUCUGGCGCCGCGCCCACGAGCGCAUCUCGCCCACGACCAUGUUUGUCAUUUGGUUUGCCGGUCUCCGCGGCGCGAUCUCGUUUGCGCUCGUCAAGACGUGGACGUUCGUCGAUGCUGACGGCACAUCGCACCGCCCACUCAUUGUGUCGACGACGCUCAUCAUUGUGGUCUUUACGACGCUCGUGCUCGGCGGGCUCACGGGCCCGCUCCUCGCUGCGCUCGGCCACAAGCCGCAUGCCAACGCCGAGACGGCACCGGGCAGCCCGAUCUCGCGGCCGUCGUUUAGCUUUCUCCAGUCGAUCGACGACGAUGCGCAUAAUACGGCGAGCCAGCUGCGCCAGCGCCGCCCCGCGCACGACGCCCUCGUCGAGCCCGAGGACGGGUCGAUCGCCAAGAAGGUCGCGACCAAGUGGAACAGCGUCGACUCGCGCUACUUGCAACCGCUCUUUGGCGGCCAGCAGCUGGUCGCAUCCCGCGUCGAGGCCUCGAUCGCCGCCAGCGGCGUCUACAGCUUUGUCGAGACGCCGACGGGCCAUGACCGCACCAACUAGCGUGUGUGGCCGUAGUACUACAUGUAACAAUGCAUCGAAUUUGACAUGAACGCAUUGGAAGGC